CGCAGAAUCAAGGGAGGGAGUGCCUAAAUUUGAUUAUUCCAUUUCAAUUUAUUUAAUUUUUGAGGUAAUUUCUAACUAAUUUUCUGUUUAUUUAUCAAAAAAAUUCAACCUUUUCUGUUUAUUUAAAUGUGUUCAUGUAUGCGCCUUUUGAGCUAAACCCCACUUCUCAAGAACACCUCAUAGAUUUAUCCUUUAAGAUUUAGCUUCUGUGUUUGUUUUUUUGUUUCCCAAUAAAUUUGAGUUGUUAUUGAUUUUUUUUUUCAUAGCUUGUUCUCAUUUUAAAUUGCUGUUUUUUUUUAUUUUAAAAUUUAGCAAUUAUGUAUUUGAAGGAGGGUUGUUCUUUGUUGUUAAAAAAAAUGCAUAAGCCUUCAAUCCCUUUUGUCCUUAGCACAAACCCAGUUCUUGAUUUUCGGCCGCAGAAUGAUAAAGCUGCGAUCUUUAUUCAAGAAUCCGAAGUCUUGAAAAGAUUGAAAAAUGAAAAUGACAUCACUGUAGCAUUGGAUUAUUUCAAAUCAAUAUCCAAUUCAUGCUCUUUUAAGCACACCCCUUCGACGUACGGAACCAUGAUCGAAAAACUCGGUCACAACGGUGAAAUGGAUUCCGUGCAGUACCUUUUGCAGCAGAUGAAAUUGGAAGGCGUAAAUUGUUCGGAAGAUUUAUUCAUUAGUAUAAUUAAGUCCUAUAGUCAGUGUGGGACGUCGGAGCAAGCGUUGAAAACGUUUUAUAGGAUCCGUGAAUUUGGCUGUGUGCCGACGGUUAAGAUGUAUAACCAUUUAUUGGAUGCAUUGCUUAGUGAGAAUAGGUUUUCUAUGAUCAAUCCUAUAUACGGUAAUAUGAAGAAAGAUGGGUUGGAGCCGAACGUGUAUACGUAUAAUAUUCUGUUGAAGGCCCUUUGUAAGAACAAUAGUUUGAGUGGGGCCCGCAAGUUGCUUGAGGAGAUGUCGAAUAAGGGGUGUGAGCCUGAUAGUGUGAGCUGUACAACUAUUGUUUCGUUUUUGUGUAAAUACGGUGAGGUGGAAGAGGCAAGAGAUUUGAUGUCCAAAUUUGCCCCUAGUGUGCCUGUUUAUAAUGCGUUGAUUAAUGGAUAUUGUCGAGGGGGGAAAAUCAAGAAAGCGUUCGAUUUGAUGGAUGAGAUGAAUGAAAGGAGAAUUGCUCCGAAUGUUAUUACAUACACUACGAUUUUGAAUUUUCUGUCUGGUUCGGGUAAUAUUGAGCUGUCUCUCGCGAUCUUGGCUAAAAUGUUCGUGCGAGGAUGUAAUCCAAACACCCACACGUUUACUUCGUUGAUAAAGGGGCUAUCUUUGAAAGGUAGAUUGAUCGAAGCACACGAUGUGUUUGUUCAAAUGUCCAAAGAUGGAAUUUUUCCGAAUGAAAUUACUUACAAUACACUUAUUCAUGGCCUCUGCUUAGCUGGCAAUAUGAAUGGUGCUUUGUCCGUUCUUGAUAAAAUGGAGGCAAAUAGAUGCAAUCCAAAUAUAACAACGUAUAGUACUCUAAUCGAUGGUUUUGCUAAAUCACGGGAUUUGGUUGGUGCAUCUGAAAUAUGGAACAAGAUGGUAUCUUUUAAUUGUCGUCCAAACGUUGUAGCGUAUACAUGCAUGAUAGACGCACUAUGUGGGAAUUCUUUAUUCGAAGAAGCGUAUAAUCUUAUCGAAACUAUGGUGUCGGAAAAGUGCCCGCCAAAUACAGUUACAUUCAAUGUCUUUAUCAAAGGUUUGUGUCUUAAAGGCAGAGUCGAAUGGGCUGUGGAGUUGUUCGAUGAAAUGGAGAAACACGGGUGCGGGCCCGAUGUUACUACGUAUAACGAGUUGUUGGACGGUUUGUAUAAAUCGAAAAACAAUAGACUUGCAUUUGAGCUUGUGUGUGAAAUGGAGAAACGAGGUGUAAAGUUUAACUUAGUGACGUACAAUACGAUUAUACACGGUUUAUGUUCGUGUGGUGAGCUUAACGAGGCACAUAAGCUCGUGGGGAGGAUGAUAAUAAAGGGGAUAAAGAUUGAUGCUUUUACAUUAAAUACGCUAAUCCAUGCGUAUUGUAAGUAUGGUAAGAUUGAAUGCGCCACUCGGUUAUUGGAAUCGAUGAGAGAGAAAAGGUUGUGUCCUGAUAUAGUUGCUUACACUAGUCUUAUAUGUGGGAUAAGUGAGCAGAUUGAUUUGGAAGCAGCUAAUUUUUAUCUUGAAAGAAUGAUAAGUGAUGGGAUAUUACCGAAUAUUUCGUUGUGGAAUUUUUUAGUUCGGAAUUUUGUUAGCAAGAUUGGAAUUUUCGGAGCAGUGGAUCGUAUGAAUGGUGUGUUGGCUAGUUUAUCCGAUGCAGAAGUUCAAAAGAAUCUCGGCCCUUGAUCUGCCUUGGAAGAAAUUCAGAUCAACGGUGUAAUACACAUUCAGAUAGAUUCAUUGAGUAAGCGUCUCCUCAAUUUUAUUGAAAAUAAUUCG
Erythranthe guttata (spotted monkey flower) is the source of this 2432-nucleotide messenger RNA. NCBI's taxonomy places the organism in Eukaryota, Viridiplantae, Streptophyta, Magnoliopsida, Lamiales, Phrymaceae. The record is from RefSeq and is a predicted model, not a curated record.